Molecule: messenger RNA, 2591 nt
Organism: Solea solea (common sole)
Lineage: Eukaryota; Metazoa; Chordata; Actinopteri; Pleuronectiformes; Soleidae
Exons: 9
Coding region: 129-2234 (701 amino acids)
Biological process (GO): epidermal growth factor receptor signaling pathway
Source: RefSeq, a predicted model, not a curated record
ACCUUGUUACAAGCACAGAGAAACUUUCAAAGGAGACGAUACAUGCAACGUGAGAAGUGAAUGAUGUGGUGUGUUUUACUCUCUCAAAUGUGUCACAGGAGGAAAGUUCGGUACCCUGCACACUUGAAAUGUCCAGGAGGAAACAAAGAACCAUGGGUAUUGGAGGCUAUAUCACCUACUCAGAUUGCUGGUGUGUUAUAGGCCCAUUGGCUAUGAUGGGUGACUUGAUGGUGUUCUUGCAUCCACUUGCAUCCAUUCCCAAGAUAAGGGGGGGACACCUGCUGCCCAGACUGUCCUGGGAGAGGCCUCCCUCUUCUGUGACCUUACUGAGUGACUUCAUACCAAUCAGACCAGUAUUGGACCUGAGUCACAACGAGAGUGCUCGGCUAGCAAUGGACUGCCUGCUCAGCCAGGGAUUAGAGGAAUACCACCAGGUGUUAAAAGCAGAGGGAGAAGCAGACUUUCUGUCGGAGAUGGAAAAGAAAUACGUCCUGGAGAAUGGAAGAGAGAGCAACACAGGUUCUGAUCUCGGUGUAUCUGACGACGAUGACUACAAACAUUUAGAGAGUUGGUCAGCCGGCUCUCAGUCUGCCUCAAUGUUCACUGCUGCAGUGUCCACAGGCGAGUCACCAGCCUGCAAGCCCAUGAGGCGAGAUGAGAUAUGUGCCAGUUCUGAGCUGGGUGAGCCCAGAGUUGAGCUUUAUUUCCAGUCUGAUAACCGAGCAGCUGGAAUGAAAGACCUGAUCAGACAGUUCAUCAGAAAGGCUAAAACGACCCUGGCCAUAGUAGUGGACAGCUUCACGGACAUUGAGCUGCUCUGUGAUCUCCUGGAGGCCAGCAGGAAGAGGAAUGUGUCCAUCCACCUUCUGCUUGACCAUCUCAACCUCAACAUGUUUGUAACUAUGUGGCAGGAUCUCAAACUCAACGGCAAAAAAUUCCCUAAACUGUCUGUGCGCAGCGUUGAUGGACAGACGUACUGCGCCAAGACGGGCAUGAAGCUGACUGGUCAGAUUGCUGAGAGUUUUAUCAUCACUGAUUGGGCUGAGGUGCUGACCGGUUCAUACAGUUUCUCCUGGCUGUCAUGGCAGGUCCAUCGGAGUCUUGCCGUUCUCAUAAAUGGCAGCGCUGUCACACCUUUUCUUCAGGAGUUCCACAGACUCUACUUCAGCUCCAAACCUGUGCCCUGCUUUGUCACACUUAUCACUGUGCCUCGCACUCUCUCACUUUACAUCCAAUCACAUGUGGCCCAGAAUGGCAAUGCUGGCAUAAGCGAGUUGAAAUCCAGCCGAGCCAAAACGAUGGACCUCUUGUCUUGUACUGGAGAUGCUGAAGAGACCCAGACCACAGCAAAAACGCCAUUUUCAUUCAAUCUAAAGAGCAUGGAACUGGAACGCAGCAAAAGUGAUAACCACGGGGCAGCUACACACACAAAACCUCUGACUCCAUGUCUAAAACCCUUGCUUCAACAGCAGUGUGCUUCCGUGGAAUCGCCAAAGCAGAUAGUGACCAGUGUCUCCGCACGGCAGGACACAAAAACACACGUGGAAAAGAAUCAAAACCAGAUCCAGAAUCACUCAAAAACUCGCGUCUCACACAAUCAGCUUCGGUCUGCCAUCUUCAACAUCACCACCACCACAACUGGAAGAAAUGCAACGGGUCAUGAGUCUAAUUGUGGACACGCUGCAAAUGUCAAACAACCGCAAAGAACCGUCUCUUAUCAGUCAACUUCAAAGAAUUUACAUCUCGAUAGUGACACUCUUGGUAUUGAAAGACUUUUCAUUUGCCAUAGGAAUAGAGACCGACUGAAGUUGCCAGGGAUGACUGCAUAUCUCAGUGCAGUAAGAAGACAACGGAACCACUCACUUAACCUCAAAUUUAAAAAGGAAAUUCAAUCUGAUGAUAAUUCCAAGAUACUAUCUCCUCCUGCAUCCCAGCAGAAACCAGCAAAGUCAGGUCGUCAAUUCCCUUUGACAUAUUCAUUGACAGGACACACAUCUGGGCUCCAAACCAAAGUCUCCUCGCUGGAAAUCUGGCCUCCACCACAGCUUAACUGGCUCCUCCAGAGACACACUGCAAGACCCAGGCCAGUGGCUCGAUCCCGCUCCUUUGACACCAGGAACGGGACGGGUGGACAACCAGGCUGCAGGCCAGCACUCAGUUACAUAACUACAUCACUGAGAAGAAGCAAGAGUUGGACUGAGAAACACUCAGCAGGAUUCAAAGGACAGGACUAAAUCCAGACAUGACCAAGAACUGACAGAAAUUAACAUAUGUGGUCAUUUUAAAGGCCCAGUGUGUAAGAAAUCGUGACAUCCAAAGGUGAGAGUGCAGAUUGUAAAAAGUGGAGGAGUCUUCUGCUCCUCUUUUUCCCAUGUGGAAACAUGCUGGUGCAAAAUGGUGGUCUCCAAAAAGCAAGACCCUUUCCUAAAGUACAGAUAAAAGGCUUAUUCUAAGGCAACAAAAACCUAAUUAUUUUUUAUUUUUCGAGUGAUUAUACACUUCUAUCUUCUUUCUAUACAUACUUAUGUGUAGUUUAUUUAAUUUCUGCAAAUAAAUAAGCUAGAUUGUCGCUCUCUGAGAUCAGGUCAAAA